Arachis ipaensis is the source of this 558-nucleotide messenger RNA. NCBI's taxonomy places the organism in Eukaryota, Viridiplantae, Streptophyta, Magnoliopsida, Fabales, Fabaceae. The record is from RefSeq and is a predicted model, not a curated record.
AUGGAGAUGUCUGAUGGAAAGACUGUAAAACUAGACGCCCGGAACAGCAGAGUUGCUCUGUUUGACGGCAUUGAGGAGGGAGGCAUCCGAGCAUCAUCACUUUACUCCUCCUAUAAUGAAAUUGAUGAACAAGAUAACGAGCGAGUAAUGGGUGGAUUGCAAGAUAGAGUCAGUUUGUUGAAAAGAAUCUCAAGUGAUAUACAUGAGGAGGUGGAUAGUCAUAACCGGAUGCUGGACCGCAUGGGGAAUGACAUGGAUUCUUCAAGAGGAGUUCUUUCAGGAACUGUGGACAAAUUCAAAAUGGUCUUUGAGAAAAAAUCCAGCCGAAGAACGUUUUCACUUAUAGCAUCCUUUGUUGUGCUUUUCCUUAUAACAUACUUUUUCACUGUAACCCUCAGAACAGAUGUGGAGAAAGAGAAGGAGCGUGCUACUAGGGCAGAGGCAACUGCUAACUUGGCUGAGGAGGCUGCAAAAAAGUAUAAGGAGAGCUAUACUCGGACCUAUGACGAGUUGCUAGAAACUAAGGAGAGGCUUCAAUCUGCCCAAGAUGAUUAUUGA